CAUGGCCGAUUCGAUAUUAUAAGAUGUUCAUUUACAUACAACCAAAAAAAUAUUAACAAUUAAUCAAACAAUAACAAAAAGAUAAAUUUGAGGGAGAAACUUCCCCUAUACCUAUUUAUAUUCAUCACCCUACACAUACUCAAAAUUCAACACAUAUUCCAAUUGAUCACACAUCAAAAUCAACACAUGAACAUGCAGUCUCCCUCUCCCUCUCCCCCUCUCUUGAUAUUGGUUACCAUAAUCCUCACACAAUCAUUAAAAAACUGUUAUAGCUCUUCUUUGAAUUCAUUGAUAUACGUAGGCUGCUCCCAACUCAAAUACAGCCCGGGCAGUCCCUACGAGUCCAACCUCAACUCAAUCCUGACCUCCAUCGUCAGCGCCGCCUCCUCCGCCAACUACAACAACUUCAAAGUCGCCCUCCCGGGCUCCGCCUCCGGCGACGUCGCCUACGGCCUCUUCCAGUGCCGCGGCGACCUCGCCUCGCCCGACUGCCGCCAGUGCGUCUCGGCCGCGGUGGCCCGCCUCGGGGCCUCCUGCUCGCUCGCCACGGGCGGCGCGCUGCAGCUCGAGGGCUGCUUCGUCCGCUUCGACAACGACUCGUUUGUCGGGGCGGAGGACAAGACGGUGGCGGCGGACAGGUGCGGCCCGCUCGUGGGGGACGACUCGGCCGAGCUGGCGCGGCGCGACUCGGUUUUGUCGUAUCUGGGGGCCGGGGGGCAGUUUUUUCGGGUGAGUGAGGCCGGGAGGGUGCAGGGAGUGGCGCAGUGCGUGCAGGACCUGAGCGUGGGGGAGUGCCAGGAUUGCUUGUCGGAUGCUGUCGAGCGACUCAGGACGCAGUGCGGCUCGGCUUCUUGGGGGGAUAUGUUCUUCGCCAAGUGCUACGCGCGCUACUCGGAGCGUGGUUACACCUCCAAACCCGCGACGUACGGAUUAAGGUUGAAGAAAACAUUGCGACGGUGUGCAUACAUAAAUACAAUAAGGCCGGCAAUUUCUUUUACUUCAAGAGUCUCACCCAUACAACGCAUCAUCCAACCCACCCAAAAAAGGUUUAACUUUAAACUUUUUAAUGAGAAAUAUAGAAAAUAUUAUCUUUAAAAUUUAGUUAUAUAGAAUCCACGGUGUGCAUACAUAAAUACAAAGGAACGGCGAAGUGCACUAAUUACUAGUCCAAUUUUUUGUAGGUUAGGAGAAUAACUUUUUUGUUAGUGAAUAUUACUACUAACUUAAUUGCUAGUCCAAUUUCAUAUGCGUUUAAACCGCCAUAUAAAAAACACUUUUUUAAAUCUUGUUUUAAUAAAUAUUCCGAAAAUACAAAUUUUUUAACAUAAAUUAAAAGUGAACGAUGAAUCCCGAACCGGUGGUUUUAUAUUUCCAUUUUUUUUAUGUUUUGUGUACGUACUCUGUUUUAUAGGUAAGCAUAGUGUAGAUAUGAAAGCAUUGCUAAAACUAAAAAUCAUUAGAGGUUCCAUUGCACAUUCUAGUUUAGUUUUGAUUAAUUAUUUUUUCACGGGAGAGCAACAAUUUAUUAUCUACUGU
Salvia splendens (bonfire salvia) is the source of this 1536-nucleotide messenger RNA. Its product is annotated as plasmodesmata-located protein 6. Bases 187 to 1095 code for a protein of 302 amino acids. The transcript is spliced from 2 exons. The record is from RefSeq and is a predicted model, not a curated record. Gene Ontology annotation, cellular component: plasmodesma. Gene Ontology annotation, biological process: defense response to bacterium. NCBI's taxonomy places the organism in Eukaryota, Viridiplantae, Streptophyta, Magnoliopsida, Lamiales, Lamiaceae.